AUGUUAGGACCUCCAUUAUGAAAACAAGAACAAGUGAAAGCGUUAAAAGAAAAACUCGCUAACGAAGUACGAAACCAUAAGCGUGAGCUUAAAAGAAUCAAAGAAAUCCGUGCUUUAGAGUCAACAAAACGCCGAGAAAGCUUAGAAAGAUUAUCAGAACUAGAAAGCUCUUUUGCAGAAAUGAAGUCAAAAAGAGACUCCUCAUUUUCCUCUACAUCUCAAGCUCCAGCUGAGCAAAUUCCUUCAUUUAGAUCUAAAACUACCUCUCCAUCUCCUAUUUAUAAAAAGCCUAUUGAUGACUACUCAAUAUCAUACUUUAAAGAUUGCGUCUCAACUUAGGCUUGGCCUCCGGCCAAGCAGUCUCAAGCCCUAUUGGUUUUUUCUUCAAGGGUAAAAAGGAGGCGCCCAGCUAUGCCUGCAGGGAACACCCAGGCCAUCGGGCAAUGCCGCUAGCGAGAAACCAGGAGUUUCGCCCGGGGCUUCAACUUUUUCUUUUUGCCAAAAGUCGAUCAGAAAAUCCAUUUUUUGGGUUUUCUGUGUGGACAACAUUGUACUCCACAGCCUCAAGCAAGGCCACAGAAUUCCUAAAUCUGCAGCUCAACACUGGAGGUAGGUUGUAGCUUGCAAGGAGGAGACGUUCAACAGAAGUUGGAGUCCUGUAGGCAGCGUCGCAAAGAGGAGGAACCUUCGGGUCUGGGUGACUGCGUCAAAAAUAACAGCUUAGCAGCUGAUAAUCUCGAAUUAAGAUUAAGAUUAAGACUACUCAAUAUCUACUCCAUAUACAGAGCUAUCCAAGUCAAACUCCCCAUAUAAAAUCCACCUAGAGCGCGUCAUGCAUUUACAAAAUCAAGCCAAAAAAAUCCUUCUCAAAGAGCGUGACCCUUCUUCAGUUUUGACCAAAAUCCAUGAAGAGCCAGAACUUAAUGCAAAUCUUCUGAAAAAAAUUGGCGAAGUGACAGUCCCUUUGAGAUACCCAGUUUAUGUUCCUGAGUCCACAAUUCGAAAAGCCCAAGGACUUCCACCUCCUAUUGUGAAUAAAGUUACAAAAACUGGGGAAGUUUUUCCUGUCCAUAUUGUAGGCGACCCAUCACCUGCUUAUGAUCCUUUGAUUAAAGUGGAAACGACGCUGAAGAAAGUAAAUAACAGCGAUCCACAAAAAGGAAAAUACAGGAUGGACGGAAAUGAAUCAAUUGAGGCUAAAGCAUACACCCAAUUUAAUUUUUCUGAAGAUUCUGAUGAAUAUUGGGUCGCUUAUUGGAAAAAGAAAGAAAAAAUAAAGCAAAUUGGAAAAUCGGCUGAUAUGGAUAUCCCGACUGGAGAAAUGACACAAGUUCCUAAAUUUAAAGAAGCCAGAGCGGUAACUCCUAAAGGGAAAUACUAUAAUUGGACGUUUAGAGAGCUAGCGAAAGAAGAAAGAGAAAUUAAGCCAAAGAGAAAAUGGGUAAGGGAUAGGAUGGAUAUAUAUUAUGAUAAAAGGGUAAAAAAAGAUUUUUUACCGACUGUUAGUGAUAAGAAAAGUUUAGAAAUAAAAAUGAUAAAAGAGCUGGAGGAAAUUAAAAAACCUAGAAGCUUCACAAGGGUAAAGAUUGGAUUUUAA
Molecule: messenger RNA, 1597 nt
Organism: Blepharisma stoltei
Lineage: Eukaryota; Ciliophora; Heterotrichea; Heterotrichida; Blepharismidae
Source: the annotation of a GenBank genome assembly